Molecule: messenger RNA, 405 nt
Organism: Cladophialophora psammophila CBS 110553
Lineage: Eukaryota; Fungi; Ascomycota; Eurotiomycetes; Chaetothyriales; Herpotrichiellaceae
Exons: 2
Coding region: 1-405 (134 amino acids)
Source: RefSeq, a predicted model, not a curated record
AUGGCAGCACCAUUCGUUCCUGGGGCUGGGUCUGCGAUAUCACAGCUAGACUCAAAGAUCAUAGCGUGGAAUGACGUGAUGUUCCCAAAGUUGAAGGCGGCGAGAAAAGGGAAGAAAGUCCCUGAAUGUGAGUUCGCGGAGGAGCCGCUGGUCCAUCCUGAGAAGCAUGCGGUAUUCGGUGUGGAAGACGACGAGAGCCGGAUCGAAGAAGAUACUGGGCAAAGGCUGGAUGUGAAAGAGGACGAUGAGUUUGGCCAGUUCUUGGAAGAUCGCGGCGUCGAGAUGGUCAGCAUCGAUCCUGGGUUAGAGUUGCCGCUGGCACAGAUUGACGUUUUAGAGGCACCUCACACGAUGAGACUUGAAGACACGAGUUUCUCGUUGUUUCCGGAUGAUAUAAGUGGCUGA